Molecule: messenger RNA, 2427 nt
Organism: Penicillium angulare
Lineage: Eukaryota; Fungi; Ascomycota; Eurotiomycetes; Eurotiales; Aspergillaceae
Exons: 2
Coding region: 1-2427 (808 amino acids)
Source: RefSeq, a predicted model, not a curated record
AUGAGUAACUCAAUUGACGUUUCUGGUAUUUUUGAUAACGCUGAAUCUAAUGACGUCGCAAUCCACCCAUUCGAAACUGAUAUCACUUCCCCUCUGUCGCCAAUUGCCGGAUUGUGUGCGCCAGACGGUAACCGGGGUGAGGUCGACACAAGACACAGAGAGCAAUUUCUUGGGUUCAUCGGCAAUUCCAGUCACAAAAGGCUCAGACUGAACCACGAAUCCGCACGACUUCUAAGUGCCGCACGGAAAACUGCGAAAGCUAAAAAGCCAUCACUUAAGUGGGACGUGCUGCUUCCGCAAGCGCAUGGCAUUACCGCUUCAAGUUCCCACCCCGGUGUCCCUUUAUUGACCGAGCAGGAAGAACGCCGUCUUCAGCCUUCACCCCCUCAGGAUAAGAUCGAGGUCCAUAGUUUACAAUAUUCUCAGUCUCAUUGUUCGCUUCACCAGUCCACUGACAUCGAUCCACCGGCGAGCAUUACUGAGACCUCUGAACUAUCCAGAAGCAACUUGAGCACGGAAAAGUUGAAAUUGAGUAUCGCGAAUGAGUCCCUUAAGCUGAUUUCUAGAGCUCGCCGUAUCGGUGCGCUGCCUAAGAGAGCAGUCGGGACCCUGUUUGACGAACUACUCAAAGGGCCCAAGGUCACUCAUCCUGCUGAGUUGAUCAUUUGCACCGAGCUUUCUGAGACACAAAGCACACCCGCACGUGGCUGUAUUCCAUCACCUUCUAUCCCAGAAAGAGAAAGAGAGUUUUCAAUAGAUCAUUGUGCGUCGGAAGGGAAGGAUGCAUCCCCAGGCCCUGUUGGAUUAUCGCAAAUAUCUACAAAUCUCACCAAAUUUAUUUCACCGAAGACACAAAACACAAGCAAGGAGAAGCUGCCCACAGUUUUUCGAAGCAAAGGAUCAAAUUAUAUGCUUGCGGAUGAGUCGCAGCGGGUGCCCAAUCUCAAAUCUUUCUCUGGAAUCCGUAUUCAAGAGCUGGAACAUAUGGCACAAGCUGUGCUAUAUACAAGUGAAGUCUGCGUACCUGUUGAUGAUCCUGCUUUUCGACCAAUCAAGACCCCAGAAACCCUCACAAGUUCUAGAGAGCUUGUAUUAGAAAAUGACACGCCCAAGGAAUUGAAUAAUAAACUUCAAUGUCAGGUUUCCAUCUCCGGAGAGCAUGCCACUUCAACUGUGUCCAACCCUAGACUGGCCAACGUGGGAUUUGGCUCUCUAUCUGCAUUCAUGGAAACAAGAGGACUUAUUGACUCGAACCAUCAUUCAAACAUUUCACAUUCUUCUUCUCGUAGUCCCCAUGAUAAAGAAGAAUCAACUCUCGAGGAGCCAGAUACCUCUAAGCUCGCUCAUGAUACCAAUAUUUACAAUCCACCCAUGGGAAAAUCUUCCUUUAUAAAAGUCCCAUCGAUCAUCGGGCCCCGUUUCGAACUCAAAGCUUCAAAUCUCAUUAUAUUUCUAUCAACAGAUCUCCUCAAGACUCAUCUUCGACUUGUCCAAUGUCUCGAACAACGAGAAAAUCCACCAAAGUGUUUCUAUCGAGACUACAGCCAACCUCAAAUAUCACCAAACUUGAACGCUCUGAUCCCACUUCCUCGGGCACCCAUAAACGCACCACAGGAAGCAGAUCUAAUCAUCUCUCCAUCCGUUGGAAUUAUACUCACAACAUCUCAAGCUCUAUCCCAAUUAUAUUUACCCGGCCACAAACCCACCGAUCCUGCCAUUCGAAGUAACCUUUCCAUUACAUCCCACCUAAAAGAACGGUUAUUCCGACUAACUCAGCGGUAUGACAUCUUAUAUGUACUAAUCAGUCAUUCAUCUUCAAACACCAUGAUCGAACGCGGCAGAACACAUUUAGUCUUCCAAAUGGAUAAGUCCACUCAGGAAUCUUAUAACUCUAUCCAAGAGUUUUGUUCUUCAAUCUCCUCGUCGAUGAAGAUGCUCCCCCAUCUCAUUCCAGCUACCCCAGACACAAUAGCGGAAUGGAUCCUGACCCUCGCAACGAACCAUGCUUCCCAUUGUCUGACAACGGAUCAACUUCAGAACAUUUCACCUUCGCCUAUCGCUUUUCAGGGCGAAAAAUAUCGACAAAGGACCGUCAAUCAACUAAUCAAAGAAGAUGAGACAAAGUGGGAAGUUUGGCUUCGAAGCUUGGGCCUAAAUCCCUAUGCCGCAAGGAUUGUUCUUGAUAUUCUCGAAGCCGACGGUGAUUGUACGAAACAUAGCAAAGACGGAUGGAGUGAGCCUGGAAAGAAGAAGGGUGAGAGUUCAAUGUCUUCUUUCAUGAGGUCUAUUGAGAUGGGACCGUUGCAAAGACUGGAGCGGUUCAAGAUGCUACUGGGAGAGCGAUUAUUGUUUAAAUUACAACAGGCCAUUGAACUGCACAUGUGGGCAGCUGAUGAUGACGACGAGACAGCACUUUGUGCAUGGUAG